Molecule: messenger RNA, 3839 nt
Organism: Monodelphis domestica (gray short-tailed opossum)
Lineage: Eukaryota; Metazoa; Chordata; Mammalia; Didelphimorphia; Didelphidae
Product: platelet glycoprotein VI-like
Biological process (GO): immune response-regulating signaling pathway
Cellular component (GO): plasma membrane
Source: RefSeq, a predicted model, not a curated record
UCUGUGGUUUCUCCUCUCCUUCCUCUCUCCCACUAUUUACAAAGAAGAAGAAAGAGGAAGGAAAGGCCAUCAUGGGAGGGAUCUGCUCCCAGGCCCCCACCCCUCUCCCCAGUCACUGGCUCUUCUACUUCUUCCUUUCUCUUCUUGGAUCCCUCCCUUUCUGAUCUGCCCUCCCAGGUCAAGUGGGUUUUGUUGGUGACUCUCCCUCCCUCCUCUGCAUUCUCCCUGUAGCCUCUUCUCCCCCUGCUUCCUGGUCCAGCUGAAUGCAUUUCCCCAUCCAAACUCUGUGUGCCCUGUGUGUCCCUGGGCCUGACCUGGCCUUCUUCCUUCUUCUUGUACCUGAUUCUUAGCCCCCACGCCCACAAAACCCCAUCUGCCUUGAACCGGAGACCACAAGGGAAGGAGAAGCUGCUUGUUCCCUUUAGGGCAUUGGGAGUCAUUACUGGGCUGGUGCCUCCCUGCCUGAGCAUCUGGCCAGUACCCGGGGGUGCCAUGGCCCCCACAGUCACUGCCCUGCUGUGCUUUGGACUGUGCUUGGGCCAAGGGAUCAGGGCUCUGGCAGAGCCACUCCCAAGACCCACCCUCCAUGCUGACCCAGGCCCUCUGGUCCCCUGGGAGACACCUGUCACCCUGAGGUGCCGGGGACAUCCCGAGGCUACUUGGUACAGGCUGAAGAAAGGAGAAACUACGAUUGAGGGUAAUCAAGGAAUUGGGGCAGAGGCGCAGUUCAACAUCUCCUACAUGAGCAAAUACACUGCAGGGCGUUUCCACUGCCUCUACUGGAUCGGGUCUGCCUCGUCAGAGCCCAGUGAGCCCAGUGAGCCCCUGGAUCUGGUGGUGACAGGCUACUACAGUCCGCCCCAGCUGUCAGCAGAGCCAAGCCAAGACUUAACCUGGGGACACAAUGUGACCCUCCGGUGUCACUCUUCCUGGGCAUUUAACCGCUUCGUGCUCUACAGAGAGGGAGGGGCCAACAGCUCUCCGUGGGGUGUCCGGCAGUCUCAGUCUGACUUCCUCAUCCCAGCUGUGGCCACCCCUCAUGAGGGAAAGUACAGCUGCUUCGUGUUUCACAGUCAACAUCCACACACUUGGUCGCUCCCCAGCGCCCCCCUGGAGCUCAGGGUCACAGAUGCUACCUCCCAGGAUUAUACCAAGGGCAAUCUCAUCCGCCUCAGCCUGGCUGGGCUCAUCCUUCUCAUCCUGGGAGUCCUGCUGGCAGAUGCCUGGCACACUGGAAGGAGGUACCAAGGAGCAGUCCUGGCCUCAUAAAGCAGGAAGGCAAAACUGGAGGCUAGGGCACAGGUGGACUCUUACAAGUCACUGAGUAUCUGGGAACAGUUCUGCCUAGCCUGGAGAGAGGAAGGGCCAGCACAUCAAUUCUAUAUGCCCAGGAGCCUGGCUCUGACUUUCCUUCCUGGCAACCCAGCCCUCCCCCUUCCUCUGCUUUCCUCCUCCCCCUCUGCUUCCUCCUCCUCUUUCUCCCCCUCUUCUUCUCCUUGAUCCCUACCAUCAGUUACGAAUCUUUAAGACAAAGAGAGCAGAUUUUUGUUUUUGGUUUGGGGAUCAUUUGGCCCACACCAGCUGAACUUAAUCCCAUCAGGAGCCCUCAGAACUCAGGGAGGCCAGGACCCCUCCCCACUUAGAGAGCAGGGUCUUUGGAAAGAACAGAAACCUCAGGGCCGACAAAGGGGUUGCUCCAAAGGGCAUUCCUUGAAAGCAACCUGGGCCAGUCUCCCGGCAUUCAACACAGAUUGUGGAGGAGGAGGUUUUCUGCUUCAGGGCUCAUUUGGCCCAAACCAGCUGAACCUAAUCCCAUCAGGAGCCCUCAAAGCCCAGGGAGGCCACGACCCCUCCCCCCUUAGAGAGCAGGGUCUUCUGAAAAAAACAGAAACCUAGAGGUGGAGUCAAGAUGGCAACCUAGAAAGAGCAUAGACCUGGAAGCCUGGCCAGAGCUUUGGAGAUCCUCCAUAUUUGCUCCAGCCAUCCAGGAAGUUUAGAACUCAGAGCAAACCCAGCCCAACCAAGCUGAACUUAAUCCCAUCAAAAGUCUCCAGAAUGCAGGGAAGCCCAAGCUCCCCACCCAUCCUCACUGACUGCUAGACUUUAAGCCAAUCAAAAGCCUCCAGAGGACAGGGAAGCUCAAACCCCCAACAAUCCUCCCCCAGAGACUACACCAAGAGAUCUUCUGUUAAAGCUCCAAGAGGGGAGACUGAUAGAAGUCCCCAAAAAACAAAAAAAUGAGAGUAACAAGAGCACAGACAAAUACAGGGAGUAAAGAAGGGGUGAAUUUGAGCAAACAACAGAAAAAGAAGAAAGAAACUACAAUAGACAGCUACUACUCAGCAAAUGGAACAGAGGGAGAGAGAUCAGCAAACGAUAAAUCAGAAACCCCAGCAAAUUGGAUACAGGCUGUGGAAGAACUCAAAACACAACUAAGAGAGGCUGAAGACAAUUGGGAAAAGAACUUAAAAAUUAAGAUAAGUCAUCUGGAAACAGAGGCACUUGAACUAAAAUGAGAAAAUGGCAUCUUGAAAGCCAAAAUCAACCAGCUGGAAAAUGAGGCAAAGGAGAUGAAAGACGAGGUAAAGAGGAUGAAAGACGAUCUUCAAAGAAAAUCAGACCAGAAGGAAAAGGAUGACCAAAAGGCCAGAGAUGAAAUCCAAUCUUUAAGAACUAGAAUAAAACAACUAGAAUCUCACAAGGUAGCAGGACACUAUAAAACAAAACAAAAAAAAUGAAAAAAUUGAGGAAAAUGUGAAGCAUCUCAUUCACAAAACAGACAAUUUAGAAAAUCGUUCAAGAAGAGACAAUUUAAGAAUAAUUGGACUACCAGAAGACCACGACAAAAGAAAAAGGCUGGACAUAAUACUAGAGGAAAUUAUCCAGGAAAACUGUCCCAAGAUUCUAGAACAAGAGGGGAAAGUGGAGAUUGAAAGAAUCCACAGAUCACCCCCUGUAUUUAAUCCCCAACUGACAACACCAAGAAAUGUUAUAGCCAAAUUCAAAAACAAUCAAAUGAAAGAAAAGAUAUUACAAGCUGCCAAGAAGAAGCCAUUCAGAUACCAUGGAAACACGGUGAGGUUAACACAGGAUCUGGCUGCAUCCACACUGAAGGACCAAAAGGCAUGGAAUACAAUAUUCUGGAAAGCAAGGGAACUAGGUCUAUAACCAAGAAUAAAAUACCCAUCAAAACUGACUAUAUUCUUACAGGGAAAAGUAUGGUCAUUCAACACAACAGAAGAGUUCCAAGCAUUCAUAAAUAAAAGACCAGACCUGAACAGAAAAUUUGAUGUCCAACCACAGAACUCAAGAGAAUCAUCAAAAGGUAAUUUAAAAAGAGGGGGGGAAAAACAAACAAAAAAACAACAAAAAAAUUUUAAGAGACUCAAUAAGUUAAAAUGAUAUGUAUCCCUAUAAGAAAAAAGUUCAUUGGCAACUCUUAAAAACUGUUGCGAUCACCUGAGCAGCUAGAAGAAUUACACUCAGAGGGAACAGUGACAAACUGUAUAGGAUGAAAGGACAAGACAUAAAUAGGUAUAUAGAUAUAUGCAUACAUAAAUACAUAUGCAUGUGUAUGUAUAUAUAUACAUGACUAGAGCUGAAAAAGAGAUUAUGACUAAAAGAAAUGGAAAAAGAAACAAAUGGGGGCAAAUUUAUAUGUCACAAAGAAGCUCAUGGCAGGAGGGGGGAGAACAUCGAUACACUGGAAGGGUAAAGAGGUUGGAGAUAGGAAAUACUCAACUCUUACGUACAUUGAAACUGACCCAAAGAGGGAAGAACAAUCCAAUCCAUUGGGGAAGAGAAUAGAUUUGCGCCCUAUAGGGGAGUAGAAGGGUAAA